Messenger RNA from Serpula lacrymans var. lacrymans S7.9, 2055 nucleotides. RefSeq lists its product as uncharacterized. The transcript is spliced from 20 exons. The coding region runs from base 1 to 2055 and encodes 684 amino acids. NCBI's taxonomy places the organism in Eukaryota, Fungi, Basidiomycota, Agaricomycetes, Boletales, Serpulaceae. Gene Ontology annotation, molecular function: metalloexopeptidase activity; dipeptidyl-peptidase activity. Gene Ontology annotation, biological process: proteolysis. Gene Ontology annotation, cellular component: cytoplasm. The record is from RefSeq and is a predicted model, not a curated record.
AUGUCUAACUCGGCAGCAGAGCGCUUUCUCGCAGACAAGGCACCCCCCAUUUGUGGUCUCGAGGUUUCAAAAUCUUUUGGGCAACUCACGUCCAAGGAGAAGAGAUAUGCGCAUUACAUCGGUCAGGCAGCUUGGGCAGGUGGCCGCAUCAUCCAAGGGCAAUGGACACCUCAGGCACAGCAGCUCUACGACCUCCUGAUUCUGACAUUCAGCAAGAAUGGGAAACUUGUGGACCUAGGCGAAUUGAAGAAAACCUCUGGCCUUUCAUCGGAAGAGUUCGAAGACGUUUUGCAGUACGCUUCUCAAGUCCUAACCAAUCUCGUAAACUACAAGAGCUUUGGAUUCACAAAGAUCAUACCGCGUGUUCCUCAGGAGACGUUUGCGGCUGUAAUCCAGGCUUCUGCUAACGCUUCCAAUGCUGUUGCACUAUGGAACGAAGUAAAAUCUUCGCUCUCCAUUGGCAAGCGAAGCGAAGGCCACGUGUCAAAUUAUUAUCUUGGUCAACCCAUCACAGAUGAAGAAGUCGCUGCCGUCCAAGAAGCGGCAGAAAAAAUCGAUGUCGAUGUCUUGAAUACUCGUGUAGUCAAAAACGGUCCGAACGAUUUCAAGCUGCUCGUUGCCUCAGCAAACAGUAAUUCUUCGAUUACCCACGAUAUUACCACUCCAAUGGGCAAUGCGAAGCUGACUGUAGAAUACGGUGAUUUUGCUGACGCCCUGACGAAGGCUGUUACCGCACUUCAAGAGGCCAAGAAGUAUGCUGCCAACGAGAACCAGACUGCUAUGAUUGAGGGCUACAUCAAAUCGUUUGAAACUGGAUCUAUCCAAGAUCACAAAGAUGCCUCGAAGUACUGGGUCAAGGACAUAGGCCCUGUUGUCGAAAGUUACCUCGGGUUCAUUGAGACAUAUGUCGACCCUUAUGGUGGUCGAGCUGAGUGGGAGGGUUUCACUGCUAUUGUUGACAAACAACUUAGCGCUAAAUACGACAUACUUGUUAACGACGCUCCUGAACUGAUCAAGGUACUCCCCUGGGGCAAGGAAUUUGAGGUUGACGUGUUCAGAAAGCCCGACUUUACUGCGCUCGAGAUUGUUUCAUUCGCGACGGGCGGCAUCCCUGCCGGCAUUAAUAUCCCCAACUAUUACGACAUACGAGAAUCCACUGGUUUCAAGAAUGUAUCUCUUGCGAACAUCCUAGCGGCCAAAGCGCCUAACGAAGAGCUAACGUUCAUCCACCCUGACGAUGUUGACCUUUAUAAUGAGUGGGACUCACGUGCAUUCGAGCUACAGGUUGCGAACCAUGAACUCCUUGGGCACGGUUCAGGCAAGCUCUUCCAAGAAGCGGCAGAUGGUUCUCGUAACUUUGACUCAGAAAAGGUCAUCAAUCCACUGACUGGAAAGCCGAUCACAUCGUGGUAUAAACCCGGCCAGACAGCUGAUUCUGUACUUGGCGAGGUUUCUUCUUCAAUGGAAGAGUGUCGUGCAGAAACUGUUGCUCUAUACCUUGUCAGUAACCCUACAAUCCUCAAAAUCUUUGGUUACACCGAUAAGCAAGUGGUCGAAGACGUUCAAUACAUCACUUUCCUUCUUAUGGCUCGCGCUGGAUUACGUGCACUCGAAUAUUAUGACCCGUCUACAGGGAAACAUGGUCAAGCACACAUGCAGGCAAGGCUUGGCAUUACGCAAUUCUUGAUCAAAGAAGGCAUUGCACGUCUCGAGGAAAUAAAGGGAGCGGAUGGCAAGCUUGAAAAUCUCUACGUCAGGGUCGAUCGCGAGAAAGUGCUCUCUCAAGGUCAGACUGUUGCGGGGAAACUACUAAUUGAGCUCCAAGUACGCAAGAGUACCGCUGAUGGCGCUGGCGCCCGAGCAUUCUACACAACAUUGACAAACCCGUUGGACGGUUGGGAUAAGGAAAUACGAGACAUCGUGUUGAAGAAGAAACUACCUCGCAAAAUCUUGCUGCAACCUAAUACCUUUGUGGUGGAUGGUGAGGUGCAGCUGAAGGACUAUCCAUUAACACCCGCGGGUGUUAUCGAGAGUUUCAUCGAGCGAGGGUUGUGA